GUAGUUUGAAUAUUAGUGCCGGUCAAGAAUAUACGAGUGUAGAGUGAUAACUAGUGAUUUUGGUUCCUCCGAUGAAAAGAAAUUACAAUUAAUGUUUAAAAUGUAUAAAAUAUUUUUAAUUAUUUCCAUAAAUGUUUGUUUAAGUCAAUCAUUACCACAAUUGAAUCCACAAAAUUUUUCCACACCAACAUCAACAGUAAAACCAAUUGAAAUCAUAACAAAUACAGAAUACUUUGGACCCGAUGGAAGUUUUAACUAUAGUUUUCAAACAGCAAAUGGAAUAAACGUAGCCCAAUCGGGAUAUUUUAAACAUAAUAAUUACACAAAUGAUCAAAACCAAAACAGUAAUGUUUCAAGUAAAUACAGAGAAGAUAUUCUUGUAAUACAAGGUGCAUAUUCAUAUACGGCACCCGAUGGACUUCUUGUGAAUAUCACAUAUGUUGCUGAUCAAAAUGGUUUUCAACCUGAAGGUGAUUCAAUACCCAAGACAUCAACAUACAGUACACGAUCAUCGUCAAAUUUGGGAGUAGGAGAUUCAUCUAUAAAGCCAACCACUACACCAAUACCAAUUAUUCCAAAUCCACCAAAUGCUUAAAUAACAACAUGUGUGUGUUAUUUCAUUAUCAUUUAAAAUAAAUAAUUAUUGAAAAACUUUUCA
Chrysoperla carnea is the source of this 658-nucleotide messenger RNA. RefSeq names its product endocuticle structural glycoprotein SgAbd-2-like. Lineage: Eukaryota; Metazoa; Arthropoda; Insecta; Neuroptera; Chrysopidae. The transcript is spliced from 3 exons. Gene Ontology annotation, cellular component: chitin-based extracellular matrix. The coding region runs from base 92 to 595 and encodes 167 amino acids. The record is from RefSeq and is a predicted model, not a curated record. Gene Ontology annotation, molecular function: structural constituent of chitin-based larval cuticle.